Molecule: messenger RNA, 255 nt
Organism: Dibothriocephalus latus
Lineage: Eukaryota; Metazoa; Platyhelminthes; Cestoda; Diphyllobothriidea; Diphyllobothriidae
Source: the annotation of a GenBank genome assembly
AUGAAACGCGUGCGAGUCCUAGGCGGCAAAGGGGGCGAUGGCUGCAUAGCAUUUGAACGCCUUUUCUGCAACCCAGAUGCCGGCCCAAGCGGAGGCAAUGGUGGCAAUGGAGGUCACGUUAUUUUCCAAGCGGACAGCAAAGUCAUUGACUUUUCAAACGUCCCCUCCGUGUGCCGGGGCGCAGAUGGCGGUCGAGGGUUGGGCAGUCAUCGUCACGGUGCCAAUGCCCAACACAAUGUCAUUUUGGUGAGUUAG